CGAAUAUAUGUCUGAAUUCGUUUGCUUUGUUGUAGAAGGUCAAACUCAUUAUAUAGAAGCUAGCAAAUGUUUAAGUAUGACUUUAUAGACUGAGAAAAAAGGUCUUGUAUGAAACUUUAUUUUAUAUUAGGUUUAUACUGCCACUAUGCCAAAAUGGCUAACGAUGGAAGCUUUUUCAGUUUUCUAGUAGUUCCUGAAUAAUCAAUUGGAUAUUUAGAAAAAAUAUAGUGAUUAAACUCUAUAAAGACUAUUAUGGUUAGGAGAUCAUUUGUAGAUGGAAUUCUUUUAAGAGACUGUAAUUCGAGAUCUCAUUUUAGAUAGAGUAAAUGUUCAAAAUUGCAUUUUGUUUUUGAAUGAAGCAUUUAAAAAGUUGAAAGCAUGUGAAGUAUUCGUUCUCUUUUAUAUUCAGGAUUCACCAGAAGUAUGGUAUUAGAUGCUUAAUGUUUGCAUGAAUUUUACUGCAAGAAAUUUACUUCUUAUUUUUUAAUAAAACCCUAUGGAUCUCAAUAAAAUCAACUAAAAGGUUAUUGAGGAAAUCUUAGAAAGAGCAUUAAAGCAUUAUCGCAAGAAGAAUAAUCCUGAUCUUUUAUCAAUAGUAUAAAAGAUUAGAAAUUGCUAAGACAUUGUUCAAAUCAUUACAUAAUAGAAAUAAACUGUUUUAGAUAAAAAGAUUAAUUAUCAAACUCAUCCUAGUAUAAAUUGGAAGUUAUCUAAUCUCUCUUCAAUAAUUAAUAAAGAGACAUAAUAAUUUAAAUUUUCAGAUUUCACAUGGAAAUUAGUAGCCAAGAUGGAAGAUAAAAUUCUAAAAAUAUAUCUAAAAUUGGAAGACAUAGAUCCUGAAUUAAAUUUAAGAAUCAUUGCUCUUUAUUUUUAAUUACAACUUUCUCAAUUUGGUUUAGAACAAUUAAAAUUAGUGAAUUUAGUUGCUAGUAAAGGAAACAAAAUUCUCUUAUGCGAAUUUAAUGGUAUGAUUAUAUUCUAUAUAGAUUUGAAUAAAUUCGAUUAAUAAAAGUUAGAAUUUACUGUAUACCUUAAUACAGAUUAAGUCUUAACAUUGUGUUUAAAUCAUUUGUAUUAUAAUUUGAAUCCAACUUACAAUUUAAGUAAGCUAGAUUUGGAUGAUAGUUUAAUUUUAUUAGCAGCUACACCUUAAGUUUAAUAAGCACAAGAGAAGUCAUUUUAAUUGCUUCUGGAAUUUGGUAUAAAAGCUAUAAUAAUAUUAUAGUACCUCAAUUGAAUCCUAAUGAUUAUGAAAGAUGUAUAAAUUAACUCAACAUGUCUUUGAUGAACACUGAAUUUUUAAUAAAAUAUUUGAAAUCCCCAUUAAACCAAUUCAUUCAGUGUGAACUAGACAAAAGGUAACCUUAAUAAUAGAGAUCGUAUUCUGUUUCCAAAGAUUCAAAAAGUUCAUCAAGAAUUUUAAGAUAGGUAAGUGCUGGAGGAAGUAAGAAUGAUAAAUCAGGAGAUCAAUUAGUGAAUCGUAGUUAAAGUAGUGAAAAGUUACAUAAUGAAAUGCCAAUUAACAAACUGCAAAAAUUGAAAAAGACUCCAAGUUAGCAAAGAUUUGAAUAAUAACAAAUAGUUAAUAGUGGAAUUAGUAACUAAUCUGCAUUAUAUUCUCGGAAACAAUUAUUUGAUGAGAUAAAUAUAGUUAAUUUUUUGAAAGUAAAAGAUCCCUAACUUAUAUAAGAAUUGAAUGAAUUGAUUAGAAUUUAUUAUUGA
Paramecium sonneborni is the source of this 1722-nucleotide messenger RNA. The record is from the annotation of a GenBank genome assembly. Lineage: Eukaryota; Ciliophora; Oligohymenophorea; Peniculida; Parameciidae.